AUGACUCGUGGUCUUAACUCUACUGAGGUCAUGGGUGAAUGGCAAAUCCAGGCGAUUGUUGCUUUCACUCCCACCGGGGCCCAAUACGCGAUGGUUCUCCCCAGGGGUCUUCCGUUCAAAUUCGCACAGCUGAUAGAAACGUACGGACCCGUGUUCUCACUCAAGCAGGGUACGCGCAUCGUCUGUGUCGUAGGGCGGUAUCAGGCGGCGAUCGACACCAUGCAGAAGCACGGCGCCUACCUGGCAGACCGCCCCAUAUCCAUUGCCGCGGGUGAACUGGCCUCUGGUGGCAAGCGGACUCUGCUCGUGGGGGCGGGCGACCGGCUCCAGAAAUUACGAAAGUAA
Molecule: messenger RNA, 345 nt
Organism: Phanerochaete carnosa HHB-10118-sp
Lineage: Eukaryota; Fungi; Basidiomycota; Agaricomycetes; Polyporales; Phanerochaetaceae
Exons: 3
Coding region: 1-345 (114 amino acids)
Molecular function (GO): iron ion binding; monooxygenase activity; oxidoreductase activity, acting on paired donors, with incorporation or reduction of molecular oxygen
Source: RefSeq, a predicted model, not a curated record